Prunus armeniaca (apricot) is the source of this 2301-nucleotide messenger RNA. Lineage: Eukaryota; Viridiplantae; Streptophyta; Magnoliopsida; Rosales; Rosaceae. The record is from the annotation of a GenBank genome assembly.
AUGUCAACCAUCAGAGUAAUGGCCCUUGAUACAAAUCCGCUAUCGGGUAGCCUCCCAGCAAACAUAGGCCUCGGGGUUCCAAACCUACAAUUCUUUUACGUGGGAGCAACUGACCUCAGCGGAGUAAUUCCCAACCUCUCCAAUGCUUCUAUGCUCAUCAAUAUGGAUUUGGGCAGAAACUCAUUUACAGGGUUUAUUCCAAGCACGCUCUGUGCCUUAACAAACAUUGAGUCCAUUAGAUUAGGAAGUAAUAAUUUGACGAUUGAGACUUCGACUCUCUCUUGUUUGGCUAAUCUUGGAAAUUUGAGAACACUAAGCUUGGCAAAUAAUCCGUUAAAUGCUAGACUUGAUGAUUCCUUUUGGAAUUUCUCUACAUCGAGGCUUCAAUCCAUUAAUUUACAAAAUUCCAGCAUGAGGGGUAGCAUUCCCUUUAGUAUUGGCAACUUGAGCAGCUUGAUAUCCUUAAGCCUGGAAUACAAUCAAUUGAGUGGAUCAAUUCCAACUUCUGUGGGAAGACUUGGGAAUCUCCAAGGUUUGUACUUGGGUUACAACAAAUUGCAAGGGCACAUCCCAUAUGAACUUUGUGAGCUAUAUAACCUAGCUGAAUUGGAUUUGGGUAGCAAUCAACUCUCUGGUUCUAUACCUUUCUGCUUGGGUAAUCUAACUGCAUCUCUAAGACGUCUAUCACUAUGGUCCAAUUGGUUGAGUUUCACAAUACCAUCUACUUUAUGGAGACUUGCCUAUGUCAUGUAUGUAGACUUAUCAUACAAUUCUCUAAUUGGACCUCUCUCGGAAGAUAUUGGAAAGUUGAAAGUUGUGAUAGAGGUACAUUUAUCAUAUAACCAUUUAUCUGGUAUUAUACCAAGCACUAUUGGGGCUCUUCCGAAUUUGGUUAACCUAACCUUGGCAAAUAAUAAUUUCGAAGGCCCUAUUCCAAGUACAUUUCACGACUUGCUAAGCCUGAAUCUCUUGGAUUUAUCUAGAAACAAUCUGUCUGGAGUGAUUCCAAGGUCUUUAGAAGCUCUCUUACUUCUCAAGUAUCUGGAUUUGUCCUUCAACAAGCUCCAAGGAGAAAUUCCAUCUGGUGGACCCUUCCAAAACUUCUCCGCUCAAUCAUUUGUCUCAAACACUGCACUUUGUGGUGCACCCCGACUUCAUGUUCCACCAUGCAAAAAUGGUACACUUGAACCAAAUUGGAGGAAAGCUAAAUAUAUAAUCCCGGGGAUCAUAUCAGUAGUGCUACUAGUGGCCUCUGUAUCUAUCUUUCUUUUACGCAGAAAAAGGAAUGUGGAAGUUCCAACAGAGUCUACCUUAUUGUCUCAACUUCUUUGGAGAAGAGUUUCACACCUAGAACUUCUAAGGGUGACAAAUGGAUUUAACGAAGAAAACAACUUACUCGGAAGUGGGGGUUUUGGCUUAGUAUAUAAAGGGACACUUUCAGAUGGAAUAGAUAUUGCGGUAAAGGUUUUCAAUUUACAGCUAGAAGGGGCUUUCAAGAGUUUUGAUAGGGAAUGUGAAAUGCUAAGCAACAUUCGUCACCGAAACCUUAUCAAAAUCAUCAGUUGUUGCAGUGAAAUUGACUUCAAAGCCUUGGUACUGCAAUACAUGCCUAAUGGGAGCCUGGAGAAGUGGUUGUAUUCUGAGAAUUGUUCUUUGAAUAUCCUAGAGCGGUUGACUAUAUUAAUAGAUGUUGCAGCGGCAUUAGAAUACCUUCAUCAUGGUUAUUCAGUGCCUAUUGUCCACUGCGAUUUGAAGCCGAGCAAUAUACUACUAGACCAUGAUAUGGUUGCGCAUGUUGCUGAUUUUGGAAUUGCAAAACUCUUGGGUGGAGGAGAAUUUAUGACCCAAACCAUGACCCUAGCCACAGUUGGGUAUAUGGCUCCAGAGUAUGGAAUGGAAGGAAUAGUUUCAACAGGAGGGGAUGUAUACAGUUUUGGGAUUGUAGUGAUGGAAACAUUCACAAGAAGAAAGCCAACAGAUGAGAUGUUUGUUGGUGAAAUGAAUUUAAAGCAAUGGAUUGCAAACUCACUAGUAUUACCAGAUGCAAUGACAGAUGAAGUUGUGGAUGGCAAUUUGCUUGGGAUUGGGGCACAGCAGGAAGAUGAUGAUCAUGUGGGGAAGAGGGAUUGCAUAUCAGCCAUUAUGAGAUUAUCUCUUGCUUGCUGUGCAGAAUCACCAGAAGAGAGGGUAAGUAUGAAAGAAGCUGUAGCCACACUCAACAAAAUCAAGACAAAGUUUGUGAAGGACAUUUCUGCAAGAGGUGUGUUGUUAAACCGUCCUCUUGUUCAGCGCUUCAAUUAA